AACGAGUAUGGACUGCACUGCCGCGAAGCCACUUCAGUGUCUAUAAAGACUUCGAGUCCCUCGACCCGAGGAUCAAUUGGUCACCUCAGAUUACCGUUCUCAUAACAUCUUCUUCAGCAACCCUCACAAGCAAUCUCAAACUCUCAGACUCUCGUCCGACUCACCUUCAACCGCCAAGAUGAAGCCCACCACCAUCCUCAUCGCCGCUCUGGCCUCCUCCGCCACGGCUGUCCCUGUCCUGGAGACUCGCCAGUUCGGCCUUGGUGGCAUCUUUGGCAUCCCCGCCGCCAUCUUUGGUCAGGGCAUCGACCUUGCCAGUGACAUCUUCGACUCGGCUGCGUGCGCCUUCGGCACCGUCAUCGGAAGCCGCAGCUCGCUCUGCUUCAACCAGGCCGGCAAGGGAGGUGGCAACGGCAAGGGUGUUACUCUCGUCAUCAAGGGUGGCGCCAACGGCGGUGCCAGUGGCGGUUUGACUGGCGGUCUCACCGGUGGCAUCAGCGGCAGCGCCGGAAACAGCGACUCCAAGGGCGAUGCCAGCGGCGAAGCGAACGGCGCCAUUGACAUCAAGGAGGCCAAGGAGAACUUUGGCUACGACUUCGAGUACAAGACUGUCGGCGACCAGUACGAGAUCACCAUCACGCCCAACUCCAAGGACCUCAAGCCUUGCACGGACAAGUACAACAAGGACAAGGGCAUCCAGCAGCUCGUGUCCGAGGCCGCUGAAAAGUGCCUGAUGAAGUAAGCGGUGGACAGGCAAUGAAAGAAGUAUCCUCCAGAGAUUGGGUGGAAAUCCAGAGUAGAGAGUGUGAACAAAUCGCGGCACCUAUCGAUCAAUAUGAAUCCGACUGGUUCUAUAGAUCCAUGUGCUCCUGAAUAUGCGACCUGAGCCUUGGCGUGACCCACGUUUCUGAUUCCCUAUGCUUUGGCUGUGAAUGCUCAUUCUGGCUGUGAAUGCUCAUUUUGGCUGGAUCGCCCGGCAUUGAUUUGAGGCGCCUGUUUGCAGUUGUGUUCUUACGUCUGUG
Emericellopsis atlantica is the source of this 1022-nucleotide messenger RNA. RefSeq lists its product as uncharacterized. The annotation marks the transcript as partial. The record is from RefSeq and is a predicted model, not a curated record. Lineage: Eukaryota; Fungi; Ascomycota; Sordariomycetes; Hypocreales; Bionectriaceae. The transcript has 2 exons.